AUGGGCUUCAUUCCGCCACACGUGCUCAAAGCCAAGGCCGCGAGCCAGAACGUCUCUGCUGAAGAGCGGGAGGCGUCAAGAAGGACGAUGGAGAUUGAUGCUGCUAGGCAGGCGCAGAGGGAGGGUGGAGAGAAGGGGAAGGCGAGUGGUGGUGGGAGUUCGACGGAGGGGAAGGACGAGCAAAAGAAGGGUGGGGAUGGGGAGAAGAAGUAA
Messenger RNA from Colletotrichum lupini, 213 nucleotides. RefSeq lists its product as uncharacterized. Bases 1 to 213 code for a protein of 70 amino acids. The transcript has a single exon. Lineage: Eukaryota; Fungi; Ascomycota; Sordariomycetes; Glomerellales; Glomerellaceae. The record is from RefSeq and is a predicted model, not a curated record.